Messenger RNA from Cornus florida, 3609 nucleotides. RefSeq names its product glutamate receptor 2.7-like. Lineage: Eukaryota; Viridiplantae; Streptophyta; Magnoliopsida; Cornales; Cornaceae. Gene Ontology annotation, molecular function: glutamate-gated receptor activity. The transcript is spliced from 5 exons. Gene Ontology annotation, cellular component: plasma membrane. The record is from RefSeq and is a predicted model, not a curated record. The coding region runs from base 545 to 3346 and encodes 933 amino acids.
UACUUUUUUUUUUUUUUUGUAUAUAUAUCUGAAGUUUCCUAGUUUUCUCUCUCCCUCUUUGUAAUUUCUCUCUAUAAGUUUUCAUUGCUGUUAGUUUCUGAAGUUGGUUUAUUUUUUAUGAUAAGGGGAUUGAAUAAGAUUAAUUGCAAACUUGUUGGGAUUUCAACAACCGUUUGAUUUAGUCAGUGGGUCCAAAAACCAGAAAGUAUUCUUUGACAACUCUAUAAAAUUAAUCAGUUUGCUGUGGAGUAGUAUUUGUGCAGAAAGUUCAGAUGGAAGGAAAACUGGUUCUGAAGUAUGACCACUUACUUUUCCUAUCCGAGAAUACCAAGUCUUUUUUUUUUUUCUUCUCCUAUCAAAGAAUACCAAGUCAAAAUUUGAAUUUUUGCAUAUCUUUUUACACAAACAACAAGUCUCUGUCUCUCAUUUUGAGAAGACAAACAUUAUGCGUUUGAGCAAAUGCAUAAAUGUGUAAUGUGUAAUUAGUAUGUCUAUGUGUAGUUGCAAGUAAUUCUCAACUUAUUCAAUAAGACCUUGCACAAUCAUGGUAAAGCCUAAGAUGCCUUUUGAACUUGCUACCAUUAGUACUUCUUCAAAACCAACCUUUUUCUUCUCUAUUCUGAUCUCCUUCCUUCUCCUUUUCUCUUAUGGAUCCAUCACUACAGCCGAUAACAAAUCCACAAGCAUCGGUGCAAUCAUCGAUGUCAAUUCCCAUAGUGGCAAAGAACAAAAAACUGCCAUGCAAAUAGCAGUCCAGGAAUUCAACAACAACUCAAUAGAUCACAAGCUAUCCCUCCAUUUCUCGAAUUUCUCAAACCCCGGCAGAGACCCCCUCAAAGCAGUUUAUGCUGCUGAUGAAUUGAUUAAAGAUGAUCAAGUUCAAGUUAUUAUAGGCAUGGACACAUGGAAUGAAGCAGCUUUAGUUGCACAAGUUGGAAACAGAGCUCAAGUACCCAUUCUUUCAUUUGCAGCUUCUGCUAGUCCACCACAUUUAACGCAAUUUCGAUGGCCUUUCUUGGUACAAAUGGCUACCAACAGCUCCGAAGAAGUGAGUUGCAUUGCAGCUAUUCUUCACUCCUACAACUGGAGAUUGGUGAUAACAAUUUAUGAAGACAAUAUGUAUGGUGGUAAUUCCGAGAUGUUUGCUAUUUUAUCCGACGCUCUUAAAAACGUUUAUGUGGAGAUUGAGCAUCGUUUGGUUCUUCCAUCAUUCUCUUCUCUUUCUGAUCCAGAAAGGUUCGUCCACAAAGAGGUUGAAAAGUUAUUGUCCAAACAAUCAAGGGUGUUCAUAGUUCUUCAAUCAUCUGUAUCAAUGGCUACCCAUUUGUUCAAAGAAGCAAAGCAGCUAGGACUAAUGGGGCCAGAUUCAGUGUGGAUAAUUACAGACUCUGUUUCAAGUCUCUUGGAGUCUGUUAACAAUUCUGUUAUCUCCUCUAUGCAAGGUGCUAUAGGAAUCAAGACCUAUUAUUCUGAAGAUAGCAAGACUUACCUAGACUUUAAAGGCCAAUUUCGGAGAAGUUUCCUAUCAGAUUAUCCAGAGGAGGAUGAUUCCAUGCCGGGAAUUCAUGCUCUACGGGCAUAUGAUGGUAUUACUAGCGUUGGGCUGGCUGUGAAGAGAAUUGGUAAUGGGCCUAGUAUUUCAAAAAUGCUGCUUGACAAUAUAUUAUCCAGCAAUUUCACUGGUUUAAGUGGUGAUAUACGUUUUCAUGAUGGGAGGCUAUCGCAUGCUAUUGGAAUAAGAAUCAUAAAUGUCAUUGGAAGAAAGUAUAAGGAUAUUGGCUUUUGGUCAUCUAAGUUUGGGUUCUCAGAGAGCCUUUCUACUGGUAAAUGUGGUGAUAGCAUGGAAGCUUUGGGCGAUGUAGUGAAUUCACUGAAUUGGCCUGGAAACCUAAAGCGGGUCCCGAAAGGAUGGGCAAUGCCUACUGAUGCAAAGAAAAUGAAGAUUGGAGUUCCAGCUAGGACCUCUUUUGAGAAAUUUGUAAAGGUGAAAGGCACUGGAAAUUCAAAUAAGGACUAUUCUGGUUUCUGCAUUGAUGUAUUUGAUGAGGUGUUAAAGAUUUUGGAGCAAAGUUAUUCCCUACCUUAUGAAUUUGUGCCCUAUAAUAUCACCUAUGACGAUUUGGUUGUUCAUGUCAUCAACAAGACUUUUGAUGCUAUUAUUGGUGAUGUAACAAUACUAGCCAACCGAUCAAAAAAGGUGGAAUUCACUCAACCAUUCACUGAGUCGGGCUUGUCAAUGGUAGUUCCAGUGAAGUCCGGAGUUCAAAAGGUGUGGCUGUUCACAAAACCAUUCACCGCAGAAAUGUGGAUGGUGACUGGUGCCAUUUUGUUAUACACGAUGGCCAUAGUUUGGUUCUUGGAGCAUCAAUCCAAUCCUGAGUUUAGAGGCCCAUGGAAGGACCAGCUUGGAAUGGCAAUGUGGUUCACAUUCUCCUCGCUUUUCUUUACUCACAGGGAGAAAGUUCACAGCAACUUCACUCGCUUGGUAGUUGUAGUGUGGCUUUUUGUUGUGGUGGUCAUAAGCUCGAGCUACACUGCCAGCCUCACUUCAUUGCUCACUGUCUCCCGGCUUGAGCCCAGUAUUACAGAUAUAGAGUGGCUAAAGAGGACUAAUGCCACAGUCGGCUGCGAUGGUGAUUCAUUUGUAACGGAUUACUUGAAGAAUGUACUUCACUUAGAAAAAAUAAAACACGUUAGCAAGGAAUAUGACUACCCAGGCGAGUUCAAGAGCGGGAAUAUCACAGCGGCAUUUCUUGAAAUCCCUUAUGCCAAAGUUUUCCUCGAAGAAUACUGCAACAAAUACACAGUCACUGGACCUUACUACAGACUUGGAGGAUUAGGCUUUGUAUUCCAAAAGGGCUCUCCUAUAGCUACUGAUGUCUCCGAAGCCAUUCUAACCCUAUCAGAGAAUGGCAAGCUAACGAUUUUAGAAGAUGGUUGGUUCUCUUUAAAUUGUUCAAACACUCAAACUAAUCAAACUGAUAGCUUGAGCCUUCACGGUUUCUGGGGUAUGUACCUUAUCUCAGGUGGCACUUCAACACUCUGUUUUCUAUUUUUCCUCUUCCGCUUGGUAAAGAAUUAUCUACGCCGUGAAGGCAACACGAGUACACGAGCUCAUAAUGGUGUUUGGGGCAAGACAGUUGAAGUAGCGCGAUACUUUUAUAAUGGAGGGACUAGGAGUCCUGCAGGGAGAGCUCCAACCUUUGCUGGUGGACAACAAUUAGAUGAAUGGAACUCUUCAAGGUGGGAGUACGCGAGUCCUUCAGAUGCUACAGAGGAUUUUGAGUCAUCCACACCACCUGAUCAAAUUGGAAUUCCUAUAGCCACUGAUUCCCGUGCGACUUAGAACAAGAAUACAAGACAUAGAUCUAUAGAAGGAUCAAAUGUUUAUAUGCCAAUAUGUACAUGUUUACUGUAGUUCAUAUUUUUGCUUUUCUAUCACAGUCACUAAAACUAGUUUUAUUAGUUCCUAGUUUAGUAGUUGUAUUUUUGUUCUUGUUGUAUUGAAAUGAAAAAUAAAAUAAAAAAUAAAAAAUACUGUAUAGUGGAACAAAUUUUGCCACCACAUGGCAUUAGAGGACUUGAACUCUACAAAUAUAUAUACAUGUA